Molecule: messenger RNA, 1437 nt
Organism: Drepanopeziza brunnea f. sp. 'multigermtubi' MB_m1
Lineage: Eukaryota; Fungi; Ascomycota; Leotiomycetes; Helotiales; Drepanopezizaceae
Molecular function (GO): iron ion binding; monooxygenase activity; oxidoreductase activity, acting on paired donors, with incorporation or reduction of molecular oxygen
Source: RefSeq, a predicted model, not a curated record
AUGGCCGAAUUUCCAAUCCUCGGCAUCGUUUACUUAGCGAUUCCCAUCUUUCUACUUGUCUUGACAUUGAAAAUCGCCUUUCGUCAAUGCAAGGCUCAAGGGGCUCACGAUCUCCCUCAGAAGGACAGUCCUAUCUUAUCAGAGCCGCCCGAAACUGUUCUUCAACAACAGAGCUACCAGAUCAAACCCCAAGCUCUGCACUCAGAAAACAGUCGUUGCCCACACGCACUAAAGCACGAGAUGCUCUAUAUCCGCAAGCAAACCCGCAUAAUUGAGCGCAAAGACGGUGAUGGAAAGAAUCUCAGCAGACGACAUGAAGCCCGGAUUGUGCCAAAUCAACGUCUGAAGCUGGCUUUUGGGCUUGAUAACAUCUUCACUACUCAAAAGGAGGUGGAUGGCUAUAAGUUCAAACAGCAGGCUAUCUCAGUAAUGAAGGAAGCUAUGAACUUGUCGAACACGGAAAAGCGAGAAGAUUGGUCAGAGCUGGUCAAGCACAUGAGAUCGACACUUCAGAAAGAAGAUAGCAGAAUCGAAGGAUCGAUAAAUCUGGCGAGUCUUGUGCAAUACGUCACCUUGAGUAUCUCGCUAAAAUACCUCUUCAACAUCUCGGACGCGACUCUGGCAGACAAUGUAACUGGAGUGAAAUUCAUUGCUAAGAGAAUCAACGAGUUAUGGGUACUCUCAAAGCAACAACCAGCGCCGAAAUGGGAGGACGAGAUGGAGAUGCACUAUCACCUAUUGGUAGUUACCGGUCGCGACUCACUGAACUCGUUCGAUAACCCCAUGAACCUGAUCCUCCCGGCGUACGACACCAUGUGGCGUGCUGUCUUCCGAGGCAUUCUCGAGAUCUAUUUCAGAGACCAGAGUGGCCACAACCCUAUCCUUUGGCAGUCGAUCUUGGCAACCUAUCUCUCGGAUCAGAGGCAAAGAAACUGGAAAUGGGAUGAUGAUGUCUUUCAGCUCUCUUGCCUCGAUAUCAUUAAAGAAGUUCUGCGCCUCUAUCCACCCACGCGUCGAAUUUACCGCCAAUAUCCAGGCCAGAAUAAGAUAAGCGCCGAUAUUGAGCAUAUGCAGCGGACUUUCACGCUGGCUGGAGACGAUCCCGAGAGCUUUCGUCCACAUCGCUGGGUACAGCUCAAGGAAAUUUUGGGACCGGGGAAGCUGAAAGACGUCGAGGAAUCGAUGGGAUUCAUGCCAUUUGCCUUGGUGUGUCCGGCUGGCGGCAGAGAGACAAAGGGUUUCGGCUGGAAGAUGAUCGCGCUAUUGAUUGCUGUAUUUAUGGAGAAAUUGAGGGAGCUUGAGGGUAAUUGGCGCUUGAGAUCAGAGAAAGAAGAUGAUAAUAUCCCUGAGCUCGGGAAGGCAAUGCGGUCAGGUCGGGACGAUUAUCUCAGCCUAGUGUAUGAGAAGACUGAGUCGGUGUUGGAGGCCGACGAGUAG